CUCAAUUCAGCAACUGCAGUAACGCGCGCAGCCCAGCCUAGCUAUAUGUCAUCGUCGUCGAGUCAGACACAAAAUGCGUCGCAAGCGAUGAACAGCGUCGGCCUGGGUCCACCGCUGGAUCUUUUUCGAGAACUGCGAAGUACGGGAGAGCUCGUGAAGGAUUCAGGUAGCGCACACACAAAC
This is a messenger RNA of Amoebophrya sp. A25, 183 nucleotides long. NCBI's taxonomy places the organism in Eukaryota, Dinophyceae, Syndiniales, Amoebophryaceae. The record is from the annotation of a GenBank genome assembly.